UGACGCCACCGCCCCGGGGCCCGUCUAAAGCGCGGCCUCAGGCCCGCCCUGCCCGCAGAGUCCCAACUCCAUGGGCCCGGAGAAGACGUACUAGGAGCGCAGGCUCCCCGCUUGGACUUUAAAACCUCGGCCACGCCACCGCCUCCUUCACCGGCGCCCCAAAAUCGGAACCGAGAACGCGGUAUAAAAGAAACUUUUUCAGAAAUAAUGGCUAUUCCGUUCUCAAACACCACUCAACGCAUUCCUCCAGGAUUUGCCAAUCUGCUUGAAGGGCUCGCCAGGGAAGUCUUAAGAAACCAGCCUGAUGAUAUACCAACUUUUGCAGCCAAGUAUUUUGAAUCUCUCCUUAUUCAAAGAGAAAAAACCGGAUAUGAUCCAACUGAAUGGGGAGCAAAACUAGAGGAUCGAUUCUACAAUAACCAUGCUUUCAAUGAACUUGCACCACCAGGAGAUGGAGUGAAAAGGGAAAAGAAAGAAGAAACUACUGAAAAACCAAAGGAAGAAGAACAACCGGUAGUGGAUAUUGAAGGGACCUUAUCGGAAGAACAAGCUGCUAUAAAAAUCCAGUCCAUUUUCCGAGGAUACAAAGCAAGAAAAGAAGUGAAAGGCCAAGAAGGAGAAGAUGAAGAAGGGAAGGAACCUGGAGAGACAGACAAAGAAGCUGGGAAGGAGGUAGCAUCAAGUGAGCCUGAUAAAGGACCACAGUAAUCAGACUCACCAGUUCCAUCCACAGUCCCAUAUUCAAACAGGCGUAAGGCGAAGUCCCACUGGUCUGCUAGAAACAACCUGCCAAGUUUAUUAAAUAAACCAUACAGUUUAAAGCUGCAUGCAAUCUUGGUGCUCAUCAGCGGAUCAAUAAACUGACCCUGUUUUCAUGCGGAAAGAUCUUUUGAUGUAAUGG
This is a messenger RNA of Pseudonaja textilis, 901 nucleotides long. It is a transcript of the gene SPA17, whose product is annotated as sperm autoantigenic protein 17. Gene Ontology annotation, cellular component: membrane. The record is from RefSeq and is a predicted model, not a curated record. Gene Ontology annotation, biological process: binding of sperm to zona pellucida. Gene Ontology annotation, molecular function: calmodulin binding. NCBI's taxonomy places the organism in Eukaryota, Metazoa, Chordata, Lepidosauria, Squamata, Elapidae.